Molecule: messenger RNA, 1448 nt
Organism: Molossus molossus (Pallas's mastiff bat)
Lineage: Eukaryota; Metazoa; Chordata; Mammalia; Chiroptera; Molossidae
Gene: SAMSN1
Product: SAM domain, SH3 domain and nuclear localization signals 1
Exons: 8
Coding region: 100-1227 (375 amino acids)
Molecular function (GO): protein binding
Source: RefSeq, a predicted model, not a curated record
UCCGACUGCCUGCAGCGUGUCACAGACAGACAGGCUGGUGGCCCUCAGUCUGCGCUGUGACCACGGACAGGGCACUGCUGGGACUCGUCUGAAUUCAAAAUGCUGAAAAGAAAGCCGUCCAACGCGUCCGAGAAGGAGAAACAUCAGAAGCCAAAGCGCAGCAGCAGCUUUGGGAACUUCGACCGUUUUCGGAAUAACUCCACAUCCAAGCCGGAGGGCUCAACCGAGGUGUACGAGGGGGAGCCCGUCCAUGAAAGCGAAGAGAAAGAUAAAAACGCAACUCACGGGGGGCGUUUAGGGAAGAAAAUGAGAGCCAUCUCCUGGACGAUGAAGAAGAAGGUGGGCAGAAAGUACAUCAAGGCCCUUUCGGAGGAAAACGAUGAAGAAGAUGGGGCGGACACCGUCCCGUGUCGGAACAGCGACCCCAUGGUCGGGAUCCACACAGAGAAGCUGCCCCUCCACGCCAGCGACUCCAUGGACAGUCUCUACAGUGGGCAGAGCUCGUCCAGUGGGAUAACGAGCUGCUCCGACGGCGCCAGUAACCGGGACAGCUUGCGGCUGGACGACGACAGCCCCUACUCCGGGCCCUUCUGCGGCCGCGCGCGCGUGCACACGGACUUCACGCCCAGCCCCUACGACACCGACUCCCUCAAAAUCAAGAAAGGAGACGUCAUAGACAUCAUCUGCAAGACGCCCAUGGGGAUGUGGACGGGGAUGCUGAACAACAAGGUGGGGAACUUCAAGUUCAUUUACGUGGACGUCAUCUCUGAAGAGGAGGCGGCCCCCAGGAAGACAAGGACCCACCGGAGGAGCAGGACGGAGCAGUCCGAGUCUCUGCAGGAAUUCUUAGAGAGGCUUUGCCUCCAGGAAUACACGUCCACGCUUCUGCUCAAUGGUUAUGAGACCCCAGAAGACCUAAAGGAUAUAAAAGAGAGUCACCUGGUGGAACUGAACAUUCAACGCCCGGAAGACAGGAUGCGGCUGUUAGCAGCUGUGGAGAACCUGCUGGAGCAAGACGGUCCAGCUCUCCAGGUCGAUGAAUCUGUGCCCCUGUCCUCAAGUCCAGACAGCUCCUUAAAUAAGCCACCGCUAGAUGACUGCCCAAGGGACUCGGGUUGUUAUAUCUCAUCCGAAAACUCAGAUAAUGGCAAAGAGGAUCCGGAGUCUGAAAACCUGUCUGACAUGGUACAGAAGAUUUCUAUCACGGACACGGCGGCACCGCACUGACCUCUCCUCGGGCCGAGGGAUCCGACAGGAGAGCAAGAAGAAUUUGCAGAUACAACCGAAAGUUAAGAUGUUUUCAUCUCCAUACUUGUACAUAAAAGUUGAUAGUCUAACACUCCCAGUUAUUGUAAAGACUGUGUAUAUUUAUUACUUUAAAUGCUACAUGUUAAUAUUUCACGUGUGUGUAUAAGAAAGGGUCUCAUCUAAAUCUUUGGUAUUUUGGG